Molecule: messenger RNA, 933 nt
Organism: Cantharellus anzutake
Lineage: Eukaryota; Fungi; Basidiomycota; Agaricomycetes; Cantharellales; Hydnaceae
Exons: 10
Coding region: 1-933 (310 amino acids)
Molecular function (GO): phosphatidylinositol binding
Source: RefSeq, a predicted model, not a curated record
AUGGCUGCCACUACUACAACAUCCGCAGUUGCGUCAACGAGCAAUUCGCCCACGACUAAAGAGAAGUUGAAGCAAGGAUACAAAUCUGUCGAGACCAGGGCGUGGAAGGUAUCCAAUUUCCUUGGGACUAAGAUGAACUACUUGGCAAGCAAAGUCGGCUCCGAGGCGUUCUAUCCGCAGCCUCUUGCCGUUGAGGUGGAGAAAUGCAGUCGUAUCUUGCGCUCAUUCACCACUGCAAGUGAAAUACUCGAGGUAGAGACGAGCGAUGGGAAGACAAAGAAGAAACAACGGGUUGCAGUUCAGAUUCCACAGAGACUCCUGAUAUCGGCUAAAGGGUUGGCAAUUUACACCGUGUGCCGAACGGGGCUGGGUUUAUCAGCUGCCAGUGGGAGUGGUGUCGUCAUUGCCAGGAAUCCAGAUGGGUCAUGGGGAUCUCCUUCCGGGAUUUUAAUCCACACCAUUGGAUUUGGGUUCCUUGCAGGCGCAGAUAUAUACGACGUUGUCUUGAUUCUCCGGAAUUCGCGAGCCGUAAAGGCAUUUGCUAACCCCAAAGUAUCAGUAGGCGGUGAACUGACCGUAACUGCCGGUCCGAUCGGAGCGGGUGCUGUGGUUGACACGGGGAUUGAACUCAGUCCAGUGUUAAGUUAUAUCAAAAGUCGAGGGUUAUACGGCGGUGUCCAGGUAGACGGUAACAUCGUCAUCGAACGGAGCGACGAAAACGCGCGCUUUUACGGACGAAAGAUACGUGCGAGACACAUUUUGGGUGGGAAUAUCGAACGCCCUUCAGAUGCGGACAUACUUGUGGCCACGAUCGAGAGUGCGGAGGGGAGACAUAUCGAGCCGAUUUUUAGACCUAGCAACAUUGUGACUUUUGGCGAUGAUGACCAGGAAGAGGAUAUUAUCGCUUCGCCGAAGGUGGGAGAGAAGUACUAA